Molecule: messenger RNA, 3720 nt
Organism: Aspergillus chevalieri
Lineage: Eukaryota; Fungi; Ascomycota; Eurotiomycetes; Eurotiales; Aspergillaceae
Product: putative ABC multidrug transporter
Exons: 2
Coding region: 1-3720 (1239 amino acids)
Biological process (GO): transmembrane transport
Cellular component (GO): fungal-type vacuole; membrane
Molecular function (GO): ATP hydrolysis activity; ABC-type peptide transporter activity; ATP binding
Source: RefSeq, a predicted model, not a curated record
AUGGACGAUUUGCCUCCUUUGCCGACAUACGAUGAACCACUGAAAUGGCUGAACAGUAUCAAGAAACAGCGACUCAAAGGCGGAAAAACAUUUCGCACACUCUACAGGUUGCUCAAAACAGAAGUCAGAACCAUGAUGGGUUGGGCUGCAUCUACAGCAGUGGUUGAAUUUCUCGCUCCAUAUUCGAUGUUGCGAUUGCUAGCGUAUCUGGAGGAUCCGUCAGAGGCAGUUGUUCAUCCAGCUCUCUGGAUUGUCUUGCUCUUCGUUGGACCGACUGUUCGUUCACUAUGCUAUCAGCAAUACAUUUUUACGGCCACUCGGCUUCUUGUCCGCGUCAACAUGUCUUUGGUUCAGGAGAUCUAUCAGACGGCCAUGCGAUCACACAUUUAUGACGACUCUAUCGGAGUUCAAAGUCACAAUGAACUUUCAGGACGAACCAAUAAAUCAAAAACAGCCCAAAAGUCUGGCCAGGCUAAUCUAACGAGUCUGAUGUCUUACGAUGUUGAUGCGAUUUACAAUUCACGAGACAUCUUCUACGUCGCAACAGCAUGUCCAGUAUCGACCACGAUCGCCAUGGUUUUCCUAUAUCAGAUGCUUGGCUGGCCUUCGCUUCUAGGUGUCGUUGUUCUAUUCCUUCUUACGCCCCUCCCUACCUUAGCAUCGCGCAAGAUAUCGCGUAUUCAACAAUCUGUGCUACGUGCGACUGAUGUUCGUCUCUCGAAGACAUCUGAGUUCUUGAGUUCAAUUCGGACAUUGAAGUACUUUGGAUGGGAGCCAGCUGCGAUCAACACAAUCAACAACAUUCGGGGCAUCGAGCAACAGCGUCUCUGGAGACGGAGUGUUCACGCCGCUGGAAUCUCUAUGGCCGGGGACCUGUUGCCAUUCAUCAGCUUGCUAGUAAUGUUUUCUGUCUUUGUUAUUUUCACUGACAAUACCCUGCACGCCCCAGUUGCUUUCACAUCGCUGUCGAUCAUGGAGACAUUGCGAUCUCAGUUUGUCUGGCUUUCGAAUAUCAGUCGAUUCUCUGCCCAGGGAGCUGAAUCUCUCCGGCGCGUGGACAGAUUUUUCGAUUCUGCUGAAGAAAAACAGAGACAUCCUGAGGGGCCCCUGGAACUGAAGGAUGCCACCUUCCGAAGGACGCCAAUUGCUGCGUUCAGAUUGCGGGAUAUCACACUUCGCUUCAAAAGGAAUGCUCUUAACGUCCUUACUGGUCCAACUGGUUGUGGAAAGACUUCUCUCCUGCAGUCACUGCUAGGUGAGACUGUUCUGGAAUCUGGAAGUGCAACCGCACCCUCGGAUAUUGCAUACGUUCCUCAAGCGCCAUGGUUACAGAACGAAACUGUUCGGCAGAAUAUAUUAUUCUACAGUCAAUACGACGAAGCUCGGUAUAACACUGCCAUCAAAGCAAGUGGCCUAGCACACGACUUGCAGCAGCUCCCACUUGGCGAUUCUACAGUCGUGGGAGAAAGAGGGACAUCACUUUCUGGAGGGCAGAAGCAGCGGGUAUCACUGGCCAGAGCUUUAUACUCAGAGUCAUCAACACUUUUGCUGGACGACAUUUUCUCUGCACUUGAUACCCAUACUACGAGUCUUGUCUAUAAGAUGUGUUUUCGAAGUGGUCUUCUCACGGACAGGACUGUUGUUCUUGUUACGAGCUUGCCCGUUGCACUGAAGGAUGCAGAAAUGGUGGUCCGUCUGGAGCACGGGAGGGUUGCUUUUGUACAAUCAUCCCAGCGAACUUCUCAAGUUUCCACGCCAAGUGUGGAAGAAAUUGAACCCGGAUCUCUUGUUUCUAGCACUCCGCAUGAGGCUCCCCAAGAUGUGGAGUCUCUGACAGAGCAUGUCUUACCCAGUGAUGCUGCUCCGGAACAAGAAGUUGGCACGAGAGGAAUGGCCAAAGAGACAUCGGCCACUGGCCGUGUGCCUCGUACACUAUUUUUCCAGUAUAUGGUCAUGUUUGGCGGAUUCUUCUACGCCGUGACAGUAAUAAUGGCGACCCUCACAGUGCAAUUCGCCUAUUUCGCCAUCACCUACUGGCUCUCAGUCUGGACAAGUGCGUACGACGAGUACAAACAUCCAAACUCGAUAUUCUACCUAUCAGUCUACGCAGCAACCAUCAUCCUCUUUCUACUCCUUCAACUCGCCAAUAACCUCAUCUACCAAUACGGAGGUUGGGCAGCAGCUAAGAAAAUGCACGCGAAAUUGGUGAUGGCAGUUCUGUCAGCUCCCAUUUCCUGGUUCGACGAGAACCCCAUCGGAAGAGCAAUCAACCGAUUUGGAAACGACACGCGCUCCCUGGACACAGUCCUAAUAGAUUGGCUCCGCAUGUCAAUCGAAAACUGGCUCCGAUUCCUUCUCCGCAUCGCAAGUAUCGUAUCUAUCAUGCCGAUCUUCGCCCUCCCAGUCACUACCAUCUGCGCAACUGGAUUCAUCAUCGGGGAGAUGUAUACCCGCGCGCAGAUAUCUAUUAAACGACUGUGCUCCGUCAACUACUCCCCCGUAUUCUCGCACUUCACUGACUCGCUAAGCGGUAUGGCCGUUAUCCGAGCCCGUGCUGGUAUGGAUGAAAUUUUUCAGGGCCUCCUUGCUGAGAAGCUCGCCGUGCAUACUCGCUCAGCGGAGGCGCAGUAUAAUUGCAACCGCUGGGUCUCUGUUAGAUCGGACUUCUGUGCUGCGUCUGUUGCUGCGGCGGCUGGGUGCAUGGCGUAUUUCAGAUCUGGAUCUGCUGGGUUAGUGGGAUUUUCGUUGACGAAUGCGAUUGGUCUGAGCCAGACAAUCCUCACACUGGUGCGCACGAUGAAUGAGCUGGAGAUCGAGUUGAACUCGUAUCAGCGGAUGCGCGAGUACGCAGAUAUCCAGCCUGAAGAACGCUUAAAUGAAGAAGAACAACGCAAAAAGGCAGAAGCCAUCCCGGCUAGCUGGCCAACAUCCGGCCUCAUCGAAUUCCAAAACGUCACAGCCCGCUACCAAAACGGCCCCGACGUCCUGCGCAACGUCUCCUUCACCGCACGACCAGGCGAACGAAUCGGUAUCGUCGGACGAACAGGAAGCGGCAAAAGCACACUAGGCAUCUCACUACUCCGUUUCGUCAACAUUGUCCAAGGACGCAUCACAAUUGACGGCAUUGACAUCAAUACCAUCCUUCUAAACCGCCUCCGCAAAAGCGUCACCCUGAUCCCCCAAGAACCAGUGCUUUUUUCCGGCGACGUCCGCUCGAACCUAGACCCAUUCAACGAAUCCGGCGAUACUGAACUCCGCGCAGCACUCUCAGCCUGCACGUUCAUCCAACCCGCGUCAUCCACAACUAACACAGAAGACUCUAACCACCACCAACAGCAACUAAGCCUAGAAACCCCCGUCGCAAUAAACGGCGAAAACUUCUCCCAAGGCCAACGGCAAGUCCUAUCUCUCGCACGUGCUCUCUGUCGGCGCUCGAAAAUCGUCCUCCUCGAUGAGGCGACUGCUUCCGUCGACCAGGAGACGGAUAUGCGUAUGCAGGGCGUGUUGAAGGAGGUGUUUGGGGAUUCAACGAUCAUUGCGAUUGCGCAUCGGUUGCGCACGAUUAUGGAUUACGAUAGAGUUGUUGUAAUGGGGGAGGGAGGGAUUGUUGAGAAUGAUUCGCCCGCGAAGUUGAUUGAGAAGAGAGGUGUGUUUUGGGAUAUGUUGAGGAGUACGGGGGAGUAUGAUGAGUUGGUGCAGUUGGUGGGAAAGAAGCCAUGA